This is a messenger RNA of Centruroides sculpturatus (bark scorpion), 1456 nucleotides long. RefSeq lists its product as uncharacterized. Lineage: Eukaryota; Metazoa; Arthropoda; Arachnida; Scorpiones; Buthidae. The record is from RefSeq and is a predicted model, not a curated record. The coding region runs from base 45 to 560 and encodes 171 amino acids. The transcript has 5 exons.
AGUUACAACUCAGAAAUGUUGCAUCGAAAUCUCUUGUUCAAGAGAUGAUGACGAAACUCUUACAAAUUUGGGAAAUUUUCGAUGAAAUGAAUGAAAAAUGGAAGAUGCUGCUUCCUCUCAUUUACGUGCAUUUUACGAUCGAUUGCUGUUUUUAUACAUAUGUUGGUCUUUUUGUACAGAUAGAUAAAGUUGUUCGAGUGUAUUGUUUAUGUAUCGGUGCGGUAUUAUCGUCUCUAACGUUAUCAGCUGCCUGGGCAUUAUCGAUAUUCACUUCAGUUGUAUACGAUAAUUUAAUUACAAUCGGAAAAUUUUAUUCUUAUCUAAAAUCCUUGGAGUACAUAUUCAAAAUUAUUUCCUUCAUGAAGAGAUUCGGAGGAAGACCUUUUGGUAUAUCCAUGGCUGGAUUUUUUUAUGUAAAGAAAAACUUUUUGAUAAGGAUGCUGCACUGCCUGUAUUCUAUAUUGUCUUUACUGAUCGAAGUAACGGGAGUUAUGCAGAAAAACAAGUGCCUUUUGAAAAGUAGUAAAAGUGUUGCACUUACAAACGAAACAGUCUUUUAGUUACAGUAAAACUCCGUUUAUUCGUUUCUUAUAAAACGUUCAUCCUUUUUAACGUUAAAUGUUCGUGAAACAAUACAAUACGUACUUUUGUAUGUACUGAGUAGCUUCGUAUUAAUGGAACGUUAAUCUUCUUAUUGUUUUUUGUUUGGUAAAGCGAGUAAGUUUAUUAUCAAUCAUUGAAAAGUGUUUUUAGUGUGGAGUUUUCAGACUUUUAUUCAAAUACUGAAUUAAUUUCGGUUUAUGCAGAAAUUUUUUACUGUACCACCUCUAUAUGUGUAUGCAUGUAUAUGUGUUUGUGUGUGUUGACGAAUAUUUUGUUUAUUAUCUCUGAAUGUAGAAAUGAUAAAGAAAAAUAGUUUGACGUGGUGACUUCGAUAUAAAAGGCAUUUAUGCUUGUGAAUUUUGGUGGUUAAAGGUUGACGGGAUGAAGAGAUUGAUGAAAUUUUAUGUGUUAUUAAGUGGAAUGUCUGAAAGUCAAAUUCAAGUAAUUAAUGCCGAUAUCGCUCGACAUUAAGAUUUAGAUUUUUGUGUAUAUUCUUUAAAAGUUAAUAGUAAAUCAUUAUCUUUUUUAUUCGCUCUGUGUUCCAUAAUCUCUUUUCUACAAUUGAAUAUUCGUUAUAGAAUACAAGCACUCUUUACAGAUUCUGUUGUAAUUCGAAACCUCGAUUACAUAUUGUGCUCUGCUAAAUAUGAAAACACAUCAGAACAGUGUAUAGUUGUUUGCACACGUUUCAAUAUUUUGCUGGAUUUACUGAUUGUCUUGAAGCGUUUUCAUAAUGACUAAAACACAAUAUUUAAACCGCGUAUUAAAUGACAAUAAUAUUUACAAAAGAAGUCGUCUUUAUUGUACGACAAACAUUCAGCUGUAUAGAACAGAUUAUACACACAGAUCGAUG